Messenger RNA from Wickerhamiella sorbophila, 3885 nucleotides. RefSeq names its product Phospholipid-transporting ATPase DNF2. Gene Ontology annotation, biological process: phospholipid translocation. The transcript has a single exon. The record is from RefSeq and is a predicted model, not a curated record. Bases 1 to 3885 code for a protein of 1294 amino acids. Gene Ontology annotation, molecular function: ATP hydrolysis activity; magnesium ion binding; ATPase-coupled intramembrane lipid carrier activity. NCBI's taxonomy places the organism in Eukaryota, Fungi, Ascomycota, Dipodascomycetes, Dipodascales, Trichomonascaceae. Gene Ontology annotation, cellular component: plasma membrane.
AUGGACGACACCCCGGAAGAAAAACGUGAGGCCACUAAUGCCUUGGAGGCGCUUAAGAGAGUCGAGCGUCCGACGGUGGCCCAGCGAAUCAACGACGGGUUGGCAAAAGUUCCGGGCCUAAACUCCCUGCUGGAUCUCAAAGUCAAGCAACUAAACAGGGAAAGAAGGAACCUCUACCACAAUCUAGAGAUUCCGGCCGAGGAACUGGACUCCAAAACAGGCUUUCCCAAGGCCACGUAUGCGUCAAACAAGAUCCGUACGACAAAAUAUACCCCCCUCAAGUUCCUGCCCAAGAAUAUUUUCUUCCAAUUUCAAAUUCCAGCUAAUAUUUUCUUCCUGUCCAUUGCUGUGCUUUCAAGUUGGAAGGUUUUUGGUGUAGACAAUCCUGGUCUCAGUGCCGUUCCUAUCAUUGCUAUUGUCGCCAUUACGGCAAUCCGUGAUGGUAUCGAAGAUUACCGCCGCUAUCUCCUUGAUGGCGAACUAAACAAUGGUGUGACGUCUAUUUUGCACGGCGUUGACAACCCUAAUGUGAUUGCAGAGAACGUCAGUCUAUGGAGACGAUUCAAAAAGGUUUCCUCGAGAAAUCUCUCACGGUUUGGUCGCUCCGUGACAUUCAGAAAACAGAAAAAUCUGAAUGCUAUAGAGAAUGCGACUUUACACUCUGAGACGACGGCCCCGGCCCUCCGACCGUCCACGACAACCAAUCGUUUUUCACUAAGUACAUUCAGACACUCGCUAGAUGCAUCUCGUACUCUUGAGCAACCUCAGGGGAAGGUUAAAUUCCGCAGAGAUUAUUGGAAAGAUGUCAGAGUCGGCCAGUUCAUCAAAGUGUUUGCUAAUGAGGCUGUGCCCGCCGAUAUUGUGGUUAUCUCCAGCAGUGAUGAGGAUGGUGAAUGCUUUAUUGAAACCCGGAAUUUGGACGGUGAGACUAAUUUGAAACCUCGUUCUGCCGUCAAGUGCACCAGCCAUCUCAAGCGUGGUAAACAAAUUCGUGAUGCUAGAUUCUGGAUGGAAAUUGAGAAUGCCAACUCUAAUCUGUCGUCUUUCGGUUGGGCAAUUCAUGUUGAUGGCCGUGAAGAACCUCUUUCGGCUGCCAAUCUCAUUCCUCGUGGCAGUACUCUGCGCAACACUAAACACGUUAUUGGCUACGUUGUGUAUACAGGUGUCGAGUCCAAGAUCAUGUUGAAUGCCGGUGAGACUCCCACAAAACGCAGUCGACUUACCCGUCAAUUGAGUUUCUACACUCUUGUUUCGUUUAUUAUAUUGUUUAUCUUGUCUUUUGCUGCUGGUCUCACGAACGGUCUAAAAUUCCGUUCUCACCACAACUCCGCUACAUUCUUUGAGUUUGGAUUGAAUGCUGGUAAUCCCCCCGUUAAUGGUUUCGUCACAUUCUGGGCCUCUAUGAUUGUUUUGCAAAAUUUGAUUCCUAUCUCGCUGUUCAUUUCCGUCGAGAUUGUGCGAACUAUUCAGGCAUACUUUAUCUUCUCCGAUAUGCUCAUGUAUGAUGAGGCGCUCGACUACCCUUGCACUCCUAAAACAUGGUCUAUUUCGGAUGAUCUUGGUCAGAUCGAAUUUAUUUUCAGCGACAAGACAGGCACCCUCACUCAGAACUCAAUGGUAUUCAGGAAAUGUAUCAUUAACGACAAAUCCUAUGGUAUCGCUUGGACCGAAGCAAUGGCAGGUGACUAUAAACGCAAAAAUGGCGAUGCAGCUGCCGAAGAUAAGGGUCAUCUAAUGGAUAGGUUGAUUGGAGAAAAACGACAGAAAAUGGCCGACAUGCUCGUCAAGAACUAUGACAAUCCCUACUAUGAUGUCGAUGAUCCUAAUGAUGAGUUGGCCUUUGUCUCUCCAGAAUUUGCCGAAGAUAUUAUGGGUGCAGCUGGACCUACACAACAGCAGGCAAUUGAUAUGUAUUUGCGUGCUUUAGCGUUGUGCAAUACUGCUGUUACCGAAUUUGAAGACGGCAAACUCAUCCACCAAGCACAAAGCCCUGAUGAAGCAUGCCUUGUCAAGUUUUGUCGUCAAGUUGGCUGCAUGCUGACCGAGGCCAAAAAAGGUUUAAUGUCUGUGAAUAUUCGUGGAGUCGAAGAAACCUAUGAGGUUCUGCAAAUGAUUUUCUUUUCUUCCCAGCGUAAGCGUAUGUCCAUCCUUGUGAAAAAUCCCGAAGGCCGUUGCUUUGUUUUCACAAAGGGUGCAGAUGGCGUUGUAGCCCGUGGCUUGAGUUCCCCACCAAGCAGUACUACUACUGGCGCCAUCAAUGACUUUGCUGAUGAAGGUCUGCGUACUAUGAUGGUUGCCUAUCGUGAGGUAACCGUGAAGUAUGCGGAGGAUUGGGUGCAGCGCUAUGCCGUAGCCCAAGCUUCUACCAAUCGAGAUGUGGAGAUGGAGCGUCUAGCUAACGAGUUGGAAAGCGGGCUCACUCUUUUGGGUGGUACAGCUAUCGAAGAUCUUUUACAGGUUGGCGUCCCUGAUACCAUUCAAAUGCUUUUGCAAGCUGGUAUCAAACUUUGGGUGUUGACUGGUGAUAAGAUUGGUACUGCUAUUUCGAUUGCCUUUUCUUCUAACCUGUUACAGACCAAUAUGAAGCUGAUGAUUCUUGAACGAGCGGAACAAUUGCAAGAAUACUUGCAGGAAUUUGACCUGGAGCUUACCCCCGAUACCCUAAAAGCAGCGAUCGCUGAUCACAGUCCCGCCCCUCCUGAUCAUGCAUUGGUUGUUGACGGAGCUGCACUUGAUGAAAUUGUAACCAGCAUUGAGUACUGCCAGCAGUUUGCUCUUCUGGGCAAAAAGUGUCGCUCUGUGCUCUGCUGUCGGGUCUCGCCUGCCCAAAAGGCCGCAGUGGUCAACAUUGUCAAGAACGUUCUUGACGUGACGACUAUGGCUGUGGGUGAUGGUGCCAACGAUAUUAGUAUGAUCCAAGAAGCUGAUGUUGGUGUGGGCAUUGUUGGUGUGGAAGGACGUCAAGCGGCCAUGUCUUCUGACUAUGCAAUUGGCCAGUUUCGGUUUUUGCAACGCCUGGUUUUAGUCCAUGGCCGUUGGUCAUACAUGCGCACCGCCGAUAUGUCGAUCAAUUUGCUGUACAAAAAUUAUGUGUUCAGUCUUGUUCUCUUUUGGUACCAGAUUUGGACGAAUAUGGACCAGUCGUACCUAUUUGACUAUACGUACAUCACGUUGUUCAACUCCGUUUUCACUUCCUUGCCAGUUGUUUGCAUGGGCUGUUUUGACCAAGAUGUCCCGGACUAUGUUUGUCUUGCCGAGCCCCACCUCUAUGCCAAAGGUAUUUUGCGGCAGGCUUUCACCAAAACCAAGAACUUUAUUUUUGCCCUUGACGGUACAUAUCAGUCGAUUAUUUGCUACUUUUUCGCAUAUGCACUUUUCCACAGUGGGUCUUUUGCCUCAAUGAGCGGCCGACAAGUCAACUACAAGGAGGCUGUCGGUGCGUAUGCUGCUACAACGACCAUCUUGGCCUGUAACGCCUUUGUGAUGAUGAACCAAUACCGGUGGGACUGGCUUUCGAUCAUCGUCAAUGUGAUUUCUUCGGCUGCUGUGUUUGCAUGGACGGGUAUUUACACCGUAUUUACUGCCUCGAAUGUGUUUUACAAGACCGCACCCCACGUUUACGGAACCUUGACGUUCUGGGCAGUUCUUCUCGUGGGACUCGUCGCAUGCCUCAUACCCCGCUUCCUGUACAUGGCUGUGAAGCACGUGUUCCACCCGGACGAUGUCGACAUUGUUCGUGAGCGUCUCGCCCAAGGUGGAUACGAAGACAUCAAACACAAAUACCGAGAUACCAUCCCCACGAAGAACUCCGAAGACGAAAGCCGAAUGCUAUCUAGACAGCCGUCUGUCAUUUCAGAUCCAUCUGCGAUUUCAGAGCGCUUAUAG